Molecule: messenger RNA, 1071 nt
Organism: Vicia villosa (hairy vetch)
Lineage: Eukaryota; Viridiplantae; Streptophyta; Magnoliopsida; Fabales; Fabaceae
Product: EID1-like F-box protein 2
Exons: 3
Coding region: 211-957 (248 amino acids)
Molecular function (GO): protein binding
Source: RefSeq, a predicted model, not a curated record
CCUUUUUUAUUUCUUCUUCCUUUCCCACCUCUCUCUCUCUCUCUCUCUCUCUCUCUCUCUCUGCAUUUCUCAGCUUUCAAGUGUGUAUUUUCUUGGACCAAAUUGCCCCUACUCAGAGCUUUUUUUCUGCUAUAUUUGUGCAUGUGGAAUUUGGGGAAACUCUGAACUUAUGUUGCUUGUUGAGUUUUUGAACAAAUUAAGGUGAAGGAAAUGAUUCUCACGAAGCAGUACCGAUGCGUACACUCGUCUUCUUGCCAAUGUACAAAAGGUCAUUUAAGCGAAGACGUGAUAUUCUUGGUGUUUAACAAUUUGAAUUGGAACCCGAAGCUAAUAGCUACUCUGUCGUGCGUAUGCAAAUGGUUCGAUGAUCUUGCCAAACGAGUUCUAUGGAAAGAGUUUUGUCGAACGAGAGCUCCUAAGAUGAUGAUUGAUCUCCAAUCUAGUGGAACUCACAGCAUUGAUGGAAACUGGAGUGCCUUAGGGAAGCUGCUUAUACACUGUUCCGGAUGCAAAAGAGGCGGUUUGUUCAACAACGUUCAUAUCCCCGGCCAUUUCGUUUACAGGACGAGAUUCUCUAAAACAUCGGGAAAGAGCUUUCUUUUGCCACAAUGUGUAAACGAUGUUUUGUAUGUGUCUGAUCCUUGUGAGCAUCUUGACCAAGGCGAAGAAGGAGAUAUAGGAUUCUUCCGCGGAGUUUUCAAGUCGUUUGCUACUACAAACAUUCGGAGGAUGCUUAUUAACAAAGGCGCUCGGCUCCAUUCGACAGAAGUUUGUCCGUAUUGUAAGGCGAGGCUGUGGAGCAUGCUGCAGGCUAACAUGAUACCGCAGACCGCGAGUUGCAGAUUGGGAUCGUAUGAAGAAUGUGUCGAUUAUUAUGUGUGUCUUAAUGGACACAUGGUUGGGAUUUGCACAUUGUUGCCAUUGUCUGAUUCAGAAGAGGUGUCUGAGAAGGAGUAAGUAAGAUAUUGAUGAUUCUCAUGUAUUUUACCGACAUUUUUGUUAAUGAAUCAGAUUUAAGGAUGUUACUAUGAACUAUGUGGUAUAUAUCAUGUAUAUUUAUUGGUGUGUUGA